Messenger RNA from Penicillium samsonianum, 1689 nucleotides. RefSeq names its product MDR family MFS transporter. Gene Ontology annotation, molecular function: transmembrane transporter activity. Lineage: Eukaryota; Fungi; Ascomycota; Eurotiomycetes; Eurotiales; Aspergillaceae. Gene Ontology annotation, biological process: transmembrane transport. The transcript has 4 exons. The record is from RefSeq and is a predicted model, not a curated record. The coding region runs from base 1 to 1689 and encodes 562 amino acids.
AUGGACCAUGAUGACAAUAUCCCACUGCGUGCAGUCUCUAUUAGGCAAGAGUCAAUCAAAACAGAGCCCAAAACAAACAACCUCGCUCAACAUCAAGGAGACUUCAAUGGAGAUCAAAAAGACGUGGAAGCAUCUGCCAAUCCAUCUGGGCCUGGAGUGACUGCGACAACGCCCGAUUACCCCUCAGGAAUCAAGUCUCAUCUGGCAGUCGCGACUCUAUGUCUGGCAAUCUUUCUCACGACAUUGGAUAAUACGAUCAUUGCCACCGCUACACCAUAUAUCACCGACGAGUUCCAUUCUCUCAAAGAUGUCGGCUGGUAUGGAAGCGUUUACACCAUGGUAGUCUGCGUUACCCAGCUCCUCUUCGGCAAGCUAAGCGCCCGGUACUCAAUUCAAUGGCUCUACAGCAUCUCCAUGGUUCUUUUCCUGGUUGGUUCUGCCGUUUGUGGUGCUGCGCCCAACUCCCCAGCCCUGAUCGUGGGUCGUGCGAUUGCGGGUUUGGGGUGCGCGGGUCUUCUGGUCGGUGCCUUUUCCCUUGUUCCAUUCAUCGCACCGCCGGCAAAGCGCCCUAUCAUGCUUAGCCUCAUCUCGGCCUCCCGUGGACUCGCAACAACAUUUGGUCCUUUGAUUGGAGGUGCCCUUACCGAGAGGGUCUCCUGGCGUUGGAAUUUCUACAUCAAUCUCCCGCUUGGUGUCGCUAUUCAAGUCGCCUUUUUCGCUUUCGUACGCCCACCGAAGCGUGAGAGCGAAGCCUUUACCUCCUGGGCAGAUCUUGUGCAGAACCUUGAUCUUUUCGGCCUGGCGUCCUUGCUUCCCUCGGUUGUUUGCCUUCUCCUUGCGCUGCAAUGGGGUGGAAUCACAUAUCCAUGGUCGGAUCCUCGCAUUAUUGUGUUGCUCGUCCUCUGUGGGGUUUUGGCUAUAGUGUUUUCCUUGACUGAGAUGUGGCAAGGUCCCAAAGCACUCCUGCCGCCUCGUGUCUUUACCCAGCGAACCGUCUCAGCUGCGUCAUUCUAUGGAUUUUGCACGACAGGUGCCAUUUUCGUGCUGACUUACUAUCUCCCUAUAUGGUUCCAAGGAGUUCGGGGUGCCAGUCCAAUCCAAUCUGGGCUGUAUACCCUUCCCUGGGUUAUCACUAGUACCAUCGUGUCGCUCACAGUCGGAAUUCUCAUUGCCAAAGUGGGCCAUGCUGAUGCAUUCAUGGUCAUCGGAACGGUUUUCGGUGCAGUUGGGUCUGGUCUCUUCACCACCUUUACCCUAGAGACGAGUGACGGGAAAUGGAUUGGCUACCAGAUCAUCUUCGCGGUAUCGUCGAGUCUGUCUAGUCUCACCCCCUUGAUGGUGGCACAGGCUGCCCUUCCUCUCAAGGAUAUUCCCAUCGGCUCCGGCAUGGUUAUGUUCUUUCAAACUAUCGGCGCUUCUAUAUUCGUCUCUGUGGCCCAAGCACUGUUCACGAACGGUCUUGUUAAUGGCCUAGCACGUACCGGAAUGACUGGCUUCGAUGCGGGCACUGUGGCGUCACAGGGUAUCACCAACCUUACCAAAGGCUUGUCCGGCGACAUCAAAAGGAGGGUUCUUAUCGUUAUUAAUAACGCUCUCACACAGUCAUGGCACCUUGCUGUCGUUCUAAGCUGCAUCGCUCUCCUCGGUGCGCUAGCGGUGGAACACGGCAAGAUGAAAAAGAGGACGUAA